Messenger RNA from Macrobrachium nipponense, 2189 nucleotides. RefSeq names its product retinol dehydrogenase 11-like. The transcript is spliced from 9 exons. The coding region runs from base 162 to 1139 and encodes 325 amino acids. NCBI's taxonomy places the organism in Eukaryota, Metazoa, Arthropoda, Malacostraca, Decapoda, Palaemonidae. The record is from RefSeq and is a predicted model, not a curated record.
GAUUAUGUAGUAGUCUCACUGACUCUCAUUCACCAGUGCUAUUCAGUCUCUUAGUCAGCAAACGACGAUUGCAUUCCGGGUCAUGAAAGUUUAAGAAAUCACGUCGCUCGAAGCAUAAUUGUUUACGUGUUCUCGAGAAAUAAGGCUACUAUACUUUAACCAUGUGGCUUUGGAUAGUUGGAAUCAUUUCGUUAAUUGUGGCUGUUCGGGUCAUCUACCAACGACGGUCAGGGGUUUGUCCUUCGAAAAGACUAUUGUAUGGAAAAACUGCAAUAGUCACUGGUUCUUCGGCAGGUAUCGGGAAGGAGACAGCGAAAGACUUGGCCCGCAGAGGCGCUCGUGUCAUCCUCGCUUGCAGAAAUGUAGCGAAGGCGAAAAGAGUAGCAGACGACAUCAUCGGGACGACCGGGAACGGCCAAGUCUACGUCAAGCAACUGGACACCUCCGACCUCAACUCCGUCAGGAGGUUCGCGAAGGACAUCAUCGACAACGAAAAGCAGCUCCACAUUCUGGUAAAUAACGCUGGAAUGGCGGCUCCAAACCAAAAACAACUGACCUCUGAUGGCUUAGAACUAACGAUGGCAACAAAUCAUUUCGGACACUUCCUCUUGACCAACAUGCUCUUAGAUCUCCUGAAGAAAAGUGCACCAAGCAGAGUCGUCAACGUCUCCUCAAUUGCUCAUUCCUUUAGCAAGAAUUUCGUGGUAGAUGACCUGAAUUAUGAAAAGACACCAUAUCCUGGCUCAUCGGCCAGUUACGGACAUAGCAAAUUAGCUAAUGUUCUUUUCACUGUGGAACUGGCAGAGAGGAUGAAAGAUACAGGGGUGACAACGAACUGCCUUCACCCUGGAUUUGUAAACACCGAAAUCUUUUACAAACAAGGAGUUAAAAUAAUAAGCUUUCUGGUCGGAUUUCUCUUCGUACUGAUGGGCAAAGAUGAAGCGCUCGGUGCUCAAACCUCUAUCCAUUUAGCGGUGUCAGAAGAAGUGGAAAAAAUCUCCGGAGAAUACUUCGCUGACUGCAAGAUUUCACCAAGAUCGGAUCUGGCCAAAGAUCGAGGACUGGCCAAGAAACUUUGGGAGGUGAGCGAGACGCUAGUCAACCUUAGUCAGGAAGACCUCAAUUAUGGAAGAAAAUAGAAAUAACAAAAUAGGUAGUGUGACUCCUCUCUCGGGGGAGGGUUCCCAGGGCUAUUUCCCUAAAAAAAAAAAAAAAAAAAAAAAAGAAAAAAAAUUGUGGUAUUUGUGAGAGAAUAAUUUACUAUAGUAGAUUCACAUUAACCGUGCAUCUGAUGUCUAAGCCAGUCCCUUACGACGCUCCUGAUUGGCUGUUGAUAAGCCCUCAGGAGAAGUGGAACACACAUCCUGCCUAUGUGAACUUUGUCGAGAGACUGAGAGUUUCCAGCCUGUGACUGGCUUAUCAACAGCCAAUCAGGAGUGAAGUGAAUCUAUUAUAGCAAUUCUUGAUAAUAAUUGUAAAAAAAAAGCCAUUCAUUACAGAAAUGUCUAAAUAUAUUAUAGAUUUCUUCUCAUAAUUAUUACUUGACAGACAAGUCUUUUAACAUUUUUGUUGGAUCACCUGCGUAUGAAAUUUUCUUUGAACUUUGAUGACUGAUUUGUUUUACUCCCGAAUUACUUAAACCAUUUUGAUAAUUGUAUAUCGUAACAUGUGUAAAAGACAUUUUUAUAUACUCAUAUUUAUGUUCAGUAUCUGUAAAUGUAUUAAUAAUGGUUUUCUGUCCUCUGCAGUCCCAGACUCAUUUAACAAUAUCUAUAAUGAAUGUAUUUAUUUAUUAUUUUUUUUUUUACGAAUCAAUCAUAGAUGUACAUUCUUAUGCAUAAAAUUAUCAAACAUUUCUGUUGAAUUACUCCCAUCACGAUUAUUAUAAGAAUCAUUAAUUCCAUCCAGUUUAGUCUGGAAAUAUUAAUUUAUGAACGUAGUGCAGUUAAGUGUAAUGAAUCUGUUGUUUAUAAAUGAUGCGUUUUAGAUAAGGAUGGUUUAUGAAACUGUAAGCAGCCGCACAGAUUGAAGAGUUUGUCAUACAAACAAGGGACUAUAUUAUUGUAAUUAUAAUUAAUAUUCUUGCACAUUACUAUGCAUGUCUGUGUAUAACUUAAAUUGUAUUUGAAAUAAGAACUGAAGUUAAAGAAUGUAUUUGCAUGACUACAUAAAGAUUCACGUUUAUCAAA